Molecule: messenger RNA, 1104 nt
Organism: Euleptes europaea (tarantolino)
Lineage: Eukaryota; Metazoa; Chordata; Lepidosauria; Squamata; Sphaerodactylidae
Gene: NUP37
Product: nucleoporin 37
Exons: 9
Coding region: 41-1021 (326 amino acids)
Cellular component (GO): nuclear pore outer ring
Molecular function (GO): protein binding
Source: RefSeq, a predicted model, not a curated record
AGAACCUACUGUUAUGUUAAUCUGAGUCCUCCUAUUGAAGAUGAAGCAGGAGUCUUCCCGAAGUCCUUCCUAUACUGUGGAGUGUGAGGACUAUGUGCAUGUGGUGGAGUUCAACCCAUUUGACAGUGGGAUUGCAGAAUCAUUAAUAGCUUAUGGAGGAAAUAAUUAUGUGGUUAUUGGGCGCUGCAGCUUCCAGGAAGAGGAUGCAGAAGUGGAUGGAAUACAGUAUAAUACACUGAGGACGUUUCAUCAGGGGAUUAGAGUUGACGCUAUAGCAUGGAGUCCAGAAACUAGACUUGAUGCUUUACCACCCUUGCUACGAUUUUGUACUGCAGCUGCUGAUAGGAAAUUGAGGUUAUUCACAUCAGAUCUCCAAGCUAAGAAUGAAUAUAAGAUUAUGGAAGGCCACUCAAGUUAUAUUAAUGAUAUGGUAUUUGCUCCUAAAGGAGGUCAAGAAAUUGCAAGUGUGAGUGAUGACCACACCUGCAGGGUCUGGGACCUGGAGGGGAAUGUGAGAGCUUGUUUUGUUCUACGUUCUCCAGGAAUGAGUGUGGGUUGGCAUCCUGAAGAUACAUUCAAGUUGAUGGUUGCAGAGAAGAAUGGAACAAUAAGAUUCUAUGAUCUUGUGACCCAUCAGGCCAUUUUAUCCCUCACCACUGGUCAGACUCCCCUGAUGUCAGCACAUUGGUGCUUAAAAAAUACUUUUAGAGUUGGAGCAGUUGCUGGAAAUGAUUGGUUAAUCUGGGAUAUUUCGCGAUCUAGUUAUCCUCUGGAUAAGAGACCUGUUCAUGCUGAUAGAGCUAAAUUAUUUAGGUGGUCCACAGUCAACGAAAACUUGUUUGCUACUACCAGCUGUCCUGGCAAAAUGAACAGUCAGCUUCUGAUCCACCACUUAGGACAUCCUCAGCCCAUCCAUAUUGGUUCGGGAGCUGUGGGAUCUGGCUUGACUUGGCACAGGACGCUCCCACUAUGUGCCAUGGGUGGAGAUCACCGUAUUUUUUUCUGGGUGACAGAAAUGUAAACAUUUGUAUAUGGUUAUUGCCCAUGGAACUGGGAAGAAGUUAUAGCACAUAAUAUUAAAAAGCCACUAAUUUUUAUCGCUGC